UUAUAUACGUUAUAGCUAUACACCAUGAAGGUAUUUCUUUUACUCGCCGUACUUUUGUUAGCCCACACCGAAGCCAAACUUGUCAAGUAUCCAAAAAAUUACGUAGAAGAUGCGAUUGAAGGACGAAUAGUUGGAGGAACUAAAGCCACUUUGGGUCAGGCGCCCUAUCAAGUGUCCUUACAAACAUCGGAUGGUUCUCAUUUCUGUGGCGGAGCCAUAAUCGACAAGAAUUGGAUCGCAACUGCCGGACAUUGUCUUGAGAGUAGAUAUGCCAGUAAUAUAAUCAUCGUCGCAGGCACCAUCGAAUGGCAGAAUCCGAAUGCUACUUAUUAUGCCAGCUCCAUACAUAUACACUGUCGCUACAACAAGCCGAGAAGUCACAAUGAUAUCGCAUUGAUACGUUUGAACUCGUCUAUUGUGUUCAACGAUAGAACCCAACCCAUAGCAUUGCCGACGGAGCAGAUGAAGGAAGGCGAUGAGGUCAUAAUGACAGGUUGGGGUUCAACUGAAUUGUACGGUGAUACACCCGAUAAUCUGCAGAUUGUGUCCUUAAAAUAUUUACCACAUAAAAAUUGUAAAGUAAUGCACAAUAAUGAUCCAGAUUUGGAUGUGGGACACAUGUGCACAUAUACGAAGUAUGGCGAAGGUGCGUGCCAUGGCGAUUCGGGUGGCCCUUUGGCGAACGAUGGAAUAUUGGUCGGUUUAGUUAACUGGGGUAUGCCCUGCGCUGUUGGCUAUCCAGAUGCGAACGCGAGUACCUAUUUUUAUAUGGAUUGGAUCCGUCGCAUAAUGAAGGGCACUGCGAAAUGUUUUAGUUAAAUUAAAUAUUUCAAAAAGAGUAUUUAAGAUAUGUUUGAAAAUCAGUUUACAAAAAAAUUUAAAAUUAUUAAAAAAUUAAAAGUUUUUGUUUGAAGAAGCUUUAAGCUUAUUUAUAAGUGAGCACCUAACUUAUCUCACAACCUUUAGAAUAUAUGCAGGCAAAUAUUAUCCAUCCACAUUGUUCUAAUUUGGAGGGAUAAUGUCAAUUUAUUCUCUAAAUAUUUAUAUUAGUCAAGUUCUUUUUGAUAACUGCUGUGCGUGUCUUGAGGUUGACGGACAAAUAUUUUCCAUCUUUAAAGAUACAGUUUCCCCUAGGAUCUGCAUUUGCGAAUAAAUGAUAUAAGCUUUGAAGUUGAACUGUC
Messenger RNA from Bactrocera oleae (olive fruit fly), 1181 nucleotides. RefSeq names its product chymotrypsin-2. Gene Ontology annotation, biological process: proteolysis. Gene Ontology annotation, molecular function: serine-type endopeptidase activity. NCBI's taxonomy places the organism in Eukaryota, Metazoa, Arthropoda, Insecta, Diptera, Tephritidae. The record is from RefSeq and is a predicted model, not a curated record.